Messenger RNA from Trichobilharzia regenti, 4165 nucleotides. The record is from the annotation of a GenBank genome assembly. Lineage: Eukaryota; Metazoa; Platyhelminthes; Trematoda; Strigeidida; Schistosomatidae.
GAAAAGACAAGUUUAUAAAAUGGUAACAAUAACAUUACUAUUAAAGGUGAAUCCCAGAUACACUGCUAGUAAAUAGUUAAACACAGACAUACAAUGGCAGGGAAGAGAAACAUUGAAGAGUAAAUGUAAGACACAGUGACAACCAGUAAAUUAGUUCUACAGGACAAUGCUUACUUACUUCAAUCAGCUACCUGUUUAAUUUAUGUGGUAAACACAAUCCAAGGCAAAAUCAGAGUAUGGGAAUUAACUAAUCAUGGAUUAACUGAAAACAAAAGCACUACCACCAACAGCAAAACAACUAAUCCUUUCAUUAUGUGCGGAACAUCAAGAAUAAAUACAUAAUGUUUUGAACAAUCUUCUCCCUACUCCUCCUUUCCAAACCAAAUGAAGAGAUUAUUCAUAAUUUUGUCGAAUAAAAUAAUUCAUUUUGAUAAAAUAAUACUGAGACUUCAGAAGUCCCCACUAAAAUCAUCGAAUUUACAAAACAAAACUGUUGAUUGUUGGGAAUAUAUUGGAAUAUUGAAAUCAAGUUUUAGACACACAAACAAUAUUUUUUCAACAAGUUUCCCUGGAAAUACAUAUCAUUUAUGAGGGAAAUGUUUGCUUAACGAAUUAAUGAAAAUCAAUGCAUAAAAUCCGAAAAAAGAGAUGUCCAACCUGUGCAUCAUUGAAAUCUUCACCUCAGUUCACCAUUAUUUCCUCCUAAAAACACUGAUUCCUAGAAUGGUAGUUUUAUUCAUCAAAAUAGUUGAAAGACAAUAUUCACGAUGAAAUUGUUCAGAAACAUAAAAAACAAAGCAAAUCUACGUAACAUUUUUCCAGUUCAUUUAAUUUACAAAAAAAGACAAGGAUAAGAAGUCAGUCAUUAGUGAAUUUAAAAAGAAGAAAAGAAUGCUGAACACGGAUUGGACAGAGGUUGAAGUGAUUGAGUUAUUCGUUGAUAGUGCAACACAUCUUGGAUUUGGUAUGUGUGGUAGUAAAAGUACCGGUGUCAUUGUCAGGUAUAUUACACCAGGUGGAGCAGCGGAAUUGGAUGGUCGUUUACGACUUGGUGAUCACAUUGUAUGCAUACGAGACUACAAUGUUCGCGGAUAUGGACCAGAUCAGGUGGCUACAGUAUUGCGCCAAACUAUAACCACUUGUCUAAGUGAAAGUAUGCUGACGUCCAGUGUAAUACUUGCAAACUCUCCACCUUUAGACGAAACAUCUACUGUUGCUACUACUAGUACUGCUACUACGGCUAAUACCACUAUAACAACAAUGGGAAAUACACUUUCACCAACAUUUAGUAACGCUUCUCCUACAAAUACUAUUUUUAAGUCGGAUAAGAGUAGUUCAUCACCAAGUCGAAUUCAUCCCUGUUAUCAGUUGGAAUCUGGUGAGACUCUGAAGUCCACUGAUCACAUUUUGAUUAACCCGUCAAUUUUAAUCAGAUUGAUUGUAGCUCGUCCAGCCAACGGUGAUCCCAUGGAACUAAGCGAAAUCCAUUUGAAACAACAGUCACUUUGUCAACAGCAUCAAGUUCUUGGAAUGUUAACCAUUAUCCCAACACAUCAGUUAGAUCAAUAUCUUGAAUUACUGCUACAGAAUAAACUGCCAUUGGUCAAUCUGUAUAGUCUAAAUAAGGUAAAUGGUGUCAACGAUGGUGAUGAUAAUAAUAAUAGUAACAGCAAUAAUAAUAAUAAUCACAAGGCCAGAUCAGAUGAAGACAAUGAAGAAGUGGCCAAUGAAACAUCUGAACCAGCAGAAUUUGUUGAUGAAAUGGUACAAACGCGCAUGAAAGCAAACAACGAAAAGGCUUCGAAUUCACCGUAUCACCGAACAGCACAUUCAGAUAUGGAUGAACUUCGAGAAAAUGAACCAUAUUCAACACUUCAAGUUAUCCUUAACUCUCAAAAUUCCUCAGAAUCAGAUAUUGAACAAGUGAAUAAUCAUUUGAUAAGUGGAAAAAUUGAAAGUGAUACAAUUGACAGCGAAUAUGGUGAACACAUAAAAUCCACUCGAAGAAAUUCAUCUGACUAUCACAGUUAUAUUCUUUAUCAUUCCUCUCCUACUUCUGGCGUCGCUAUCACCGCAUGGUCAUCUGUUAAUCAGUGUGACUUAGGAAAUAUUAUUCAACAAAGCUCACUUUCGCAUGUUAAUAAAAAUAAUAAUAAUAACAAUAAUUCAGAACAGACAGAAAUUCAUAUUGUACAUUUAAUCAAACCCAAAAAUCAAAGUUUAGGCCUGAGUGUUGUUGGAUAUAUUUACAAAAAUCCUUACAACGGAAAUAAAUACGAUCGUGGCAUUUUCGUCAAAAGCAUUAUCCCGAAUAGUAUAUCAGAUCGAUGCAAAUCAAUUCAAGUGAACGAUCAAAUAAUAGAGCUUAAUGAAACGUCACUAAUUGGUUUAGACAAUGUGCAAGCUGUUUCAUUGUUAAAAAAGGCCAAUACAAACAUUACCCUAAAAUUAAGACGUUACCUUCAUGGCUUCCUGCAUGAAGAAUUGAAAAAAACAGGUUCUUUUGUAAUGAAUACUAGUAGCCAACAAAAUCUAUGCUUAAAGUCACCUGAAAAUUAUGAAUCAGAUAUAAAUUCAGAUUUUCCCCAGUCAGUUCAGGAAAAUAAAUUAAAAAAUUAUGCUAUAAAUAGUUAUGAAACAAGUGACUCAUCCGACCAUUCAACAUCAAGCAAGCAACAUCGAGAAGAAUGUCCAUUCAGUGUGUCUGGAUUCAAUCAGUCUGAAACACUGUACAUGGAAUUAACUGAUGAUUUGAUCGAUUCACCGUCUACAUGCUUUAAUGACAAUGAAAGUGUACAGGAAGCCGCAUUGAUUAUAUCAUCUGAAGAAGAGGAAAAGCAAAGAGAAGAGUUGCGUAAGUUACCAUCAGCGUCAUCUUUGAGAUCAUCAUCGUCACUAUCCUCCUCAUCCUCAGACUCUUCAUCGACAUCAUCCUCAUCUAUUCUUUCCUACAAUAACACUACUACUUCCUUGGAAAAAUAUACGACUAAAAGAACUUGUAAAACAUUCGUUCCUAAUAAAACGAUGAGAACUAAUACUUUAACAUCGUUUAAAACUAAGGUUGAGACAGAAGUGAUAACUACAAAAACAGAGCCAGCAAUAAACAAUAUAGCAACUGGAUGCUAUGGCGAUAACAAUGAUAAAAAUAUUCAAGAAGGUGAGGAAUUUAGCAAAGCUUUUUAUGCUGUUGAAGAUGGUAAUAAUAAUAAUAAUAAUCUUGCAUCUGGAAUUAAUAGUUACACUUCUACUGAUUUCAGUAGUGAGAUACAGAAACUAGACAUGAAAAGACCUAAAGAAGAAAAUCUAUGUGAAAAUUUCAAAAUCUCCGUCAAUGUUGAUCAUAAUGAUACAAAAAUGGUUGAUCAUCCAAGUGGUAUUGAAAACACUGAACUCAGCAAUGUGUCACUAUCUGCAGAAAGUAAGUAAAGCAAACAAAAUUGGUGUUAUUUUCCACUAAUUAUUCGUUAAUUUGAAUUGGAGAGAAUAAUUCAUAGCUCUGGAGAUGAGCACAUGGCAGCCAAUAUUGUAAAUUACACAGGUCAUUUGUGAGCGAUUUUAUGGCAUAUAUCUAUUUUUUAAUUGGUGUCACCUGCUUUACCUUGUGUAUAUUAGCACGUUUCAGCAAAUAAGCCAAAUAUUCUAGCAUGAUUUGAUGAAAAUUCAGGAAUAUACGUUUAACCUUCAAGCUUAUUGCACCCUUCAAUCCACUAUAGUGUGCAGAUAUUAGUAUCAGGCAAUAUUUUCUGAUAAAGCUGUAGAAAAUGCGACGCAAGUCAAGAGUAUAAUACCACCGAUAAUACGUAUGUCAGAAAAGAAUUUUAAGUGCAAAAUUUGAUUAACACAGCGUAUAAAAAAUGUAACUUGUCAUCAGAACCCUGUGGCGACGGACUACUACGCUACAGUUGCCGGAAAUAUGCUAUCAUGCCAUUCUUCAUCUGUAUUUAGUCACAUCUCACUCAGUUAUCUGAAACUUCUGCUGGUUACUGAGUAGAUUGAACUUUUUAUAAAAGCCUUAAGAGGCUUUCCAAGUACUUCUCUACGUGUUCUUAAUACAUAACAUACAUUGUAAGCUCUAAAUUCUUUAGGUUUAUAAACAAUAAUUUCAUCGAUUAUGUAGAAAUAAAAUGACCACUUGCCAAGCAAAUAGGCAUACGUUGGUUAAUGG